GCCAACAACGCCACCAAAGGUCAAAAUCCUCUCUCAACUCUCUCAAGAAUCCACCUUUCCCUCUCGUUCUCUCUCUCCAAUGGCGGUCAAGAACACCAUUGUCAAGACUAUGUCUGCUCUCUACUCUCAACCCAUCCGUCCGUUGCGACUCAGUCCCUUCCUUUGACAUCUUUUCAGCCUUUCAAACCCACAUUUCUCUAUGAAAUAUGCCCUCAAAACAAUUCCCUCUUGAAAAAGUAGAGCAAAAUUAGACCUCUCCCCCUCUUGGUUUUCGUGUUCCAUUGCACUUUUGUUAAAAACCCAUUAUCUCUCCCAUUCCAAGAAAGAAGAAACCAGAAAACAAGAAAAUAAAGAAAGCUGCUUGGCUCAAAGCAUUUUGAGAUCUGUUUUUUCUUCAUUCUUGCUUUUGGUUUCUUGAGUUGUUAAAUUGUACUUCUUGGAUUCUUGUUACGUUUCUUGAAUCUUUGGAAAGAUUUCACUUUGAAGUCGAAGUUCAAGUAAAAUGGGAAGCAAAUGGAGAAAACCAAAGUUAGCUUUGCGUCUAAAUCUUUGUACGUAUGUACCAAGAACUCUAGAGGAUUCACCGCCACCCUCAAGUGAGAGACUAUCUGAUGCUGCUUUGCUUUCACCUACGAAUUGGGACUCAAGGCCAAUGACACCUACACCAUCUUCACAUGGUUUAAGGUUGUCCAAGAGUGGAAGCAAAUCAUCAAAGCAAACCUGCUCGAUAUGCCUGACCAAGAUGAAACAAGGAGGUGGACAUGCUAUUUUCACUGCUGAGUGCUCACAUUCCUUCCAUUUCCAUUGCAUUGCUUCAAAUGUAAAACAUGGUAACCAAAUUUGUCCAGUUUGCCGAGCAAAAUGGAAAGAAAUCCCCUUGCAGGCUCCCAGUUUGGACCCUUUGCCCGGAAGAGGAUCCAUCAAUGCAGUAGGUUGGCCUCGAAAUGAUGCUUUGAUGACUGUGGUUCGUCGGUUACCUCCUCCUCGUCGAGAUUUGAAUCGAAGGCACAUUGUUCCAUUACUUCAAUCUCCUGAACCUAGUGUAUUUGACGAUGAUGAAUCCUUAGAUCUCCAACCUGUGUUCACUGAUAGAAGUACUGGAAAUAAAAAUGCUGCAGAUUACACUUUUGCUAGAACUAUAGAGAUCAAGACAAUCCCAGAAGUGUCGGCUGCAUCACGAUCCAAGUUGUAUGAUAACUUCACUGUCUUGGUCAAUCUUAAAGCUGCUGCUACAAUUAUAAGACAAGAUCCCAGAAGAAACCAGGCUAGCUUGCCUCAACUCUCUCAAACUCCUCGUGCCCCAGUCGACCUAGUCACAGUGCUUGACAUCAGUGGUAGCAUGGCAGGUACAAAGCUAGCAUUGCUAAAACGAGCCAUGGGGUUUGUAAUACAGAACCUUGGCUCCAAUGACAGGCUUUCAGUUAUUGCCUUCUCUUCCACUGCCACCCGCCUCUUUCCCCUCCGUCGAAUGUCUGAUACAGGCCGGAAGCUGGCACUUCAAGCAGUCAAUUCUUUGGUUGCAAAUGGUGGAACUAACAUUGCUGAAGGCCUGAGAAAGGGAGCAAAAGUAAUGGAAGACAGAAGGGAAAAGAAUCCUGUGGCAAGUGUAAUACUGCUAUCAGAUGGGCAGGAUACUUACACUGUCAGUGGUUCUGGUAGUAACCAACCUUGUCCAAAUUAUCAGUUGCUUCUCCCUUUGCCUAUUCGUGGUGGUGACACAGCAGGGUUCCAGAUUCCAGUGCAUGCUUUUGGCUUUGGUGCAGAUCAUGAUGCUUCAUCAAUGCAUUCAAUUUCAGAAAUUUCAGGAGGCACCUUCUCUUUCAUUGAGACUGAAGCUGUGAUCCAGGACGCAUUUGCACAAUGCAUUGGGGGACUUUUAAGUGUUGUGGUGCAGGAGCUGCAGGUGGGAGUGGAGUGUGUGCACCCAAGUAUCCACCUUGGCUCACUGAAAGCAGGAAGUUAUCCAAGUCGUGUGAUGGCUGAUGCUCGCAUAGGAUUUAUUGAUGUUGGAGAUCUGUAUGCUGAUGAAGAGAGGGAUUUUCUGGUUUCAGUCAAUGUCCCAGCUGAGUCUUCCGGGAAUCAAACACCACUCAUGAAGGUGAGAUGUGUUUACAAGGAUCCUCUAACUAAAGAAAUGGCAACAUUAGAAACUGAAGAAGUUAGGCUUGAGAGACCUGAAAUAUCUGGAGAAGCAGCCGUCUCAAUCGAAGUGGACAGGCAACACAACAGACUUCAAGCAGCUGAGGCAAUGUCACAGGCAAGAACUGCAGCUGAGCAGGGAGAUCUGGCUGGUGCAGUUUCUAUCCUUGAAAAUUGCCAAAGGGUUUUGUCAGAAACUAUAUCAGCUAAAUCCCAUGAUCGAUUAUGCAUUGCAUUAGAUGCGGAGCUCAAGGAGAUGCAAGAGAGGAUGGCAAGUAGGCAUGUAUAUGAAGCAUCUGGAAGAGCUUAUAUUCUUUCAGGUCUGAGCUCACACUCAUGGCAAAGAGCAACAGCAAGAGGAGACUCAACUGAUGGUUCAAGUCUCGUUCGGGCUUAUCAAACCCCAUCAAUGACAGAGAUGCUGAGUCGAUCUCAGGCUAUGUUACUUGGUAGUCCAUCAGCUCAGAGGCUUGUCCAACCGUUGUGGCCAUUUGAAUCACAGCCAGAUCCAAGAAAAUGGGUUGUAUACCUCCACAUCAGGCAUGAAAGUGGGUGAAGAGGAGAAAAAGAAAAAGAAGAAUGCUUUGGACUGUUUCUCUAGUUGAAAUGGGGAGUGAAUGAAGUUGUAUGCGUCGUUAUUGCAUUACUUGGUAGUAUCACUCUUACGGGCUGAUUAGAGAUGGAUUAAAACAAGAAGUGUUGCCAUUAGUAAUGGCAACGGGACAAGUAGGGGGCAGCACCCCAUUGGAGUUUGAGGUAGGGGCAGAGACUUCCUUGUUGGGAUCUUUCUCUUUUUUCUUUUAAUUUUUAUUUUUAAAUGCGACUCCUGUUCCUUCAAGCUAGAUUUUAUUCUGCAGUGUUUCACAGUACCACUGAAGUGUUAAACUGCUAAAGACCGCAGACUUCACUGUUAAAGUUUUGUUUUGAAUACAACUAUAAGCAAUUACUGUCUA
This is a messenger RNA of Hevea brasiliensis (rubber tree), 3092 nucleotides long. RefSeq names its product E3 ubiquitin-protein ligase WAV3. The coding region runs from base 503 to 2695 and encodes 730 amino acids. Lineage: Eukaryota; Viridiplantae; Streptophyta; Magnoliopsida; Malpighiales; Euphorbiaceae. Gene Ontology annotation, molecular function: metal ion binding. The record is from RefSeq and is a predicted model, not a curated record. The transcript has 3 exons.